This is a messenger RNA of Neurospora crassa OR74A, 1789 nucleotides long. It is a transcript of the gene acd-3, whose product is annotated as acyl-CoA dehydrogenase family member 11. NCBI's taxonomy places the organism in Eukaryota, Fungi, Ascomycota, Sordariomycetes, Sordariales, Sordariaceae. The transcript is spliced from 3 exons. The record is from RefSeq and is a predicted model, not a curated record. Gene Ontology annotation, molecular function: flavin adenine dinucleotide binding; oxidoreductase activity, acting on the CH-CH group of donors. The coding region runs from base 225 to 1580 and encodes 451 amino acids.
GCUGGCUCCUUAAUCCGGGGUAGAUCGUCUCUCCCCGGCAGGAGGAAGACCAGCUUUAGUAAAAUCGAACGACAUUCCCAUGAAUCGUCCGCUUUUACUCUGGUUCCUUCCUCAAUGCUGGCAGCUCUGAAUGAUUCAUGAUCCUUUCUUCUCCAUCACGAACCACCUGUCUUCUUUGCUUCAUUUGUUGUUGAUUGACAUCACUGCCCAAUCCAAACAUCAUCAUGUCUACCCAGAUUCCCAUCGCUGUUCGCAAUCGUGUUAGUGAGCGAGCCAAGAAGACGCUGGACGUCGUUGCUCGCUUCGUGGAGGAGGACUGCAUCCCUGCCGAUACGGUCUAUGAAGCCCAAAUCGGCGUUGGAGACGCAAGAUGGGAGGCCCACCCCCAGAUCCUCGAGGAUCUCAAGGCCAAGGCAAAGUCCUUGGGCCUGUGGAACAUGUUUCUUCCCAAGGGUCAUUAUAAGGAAUCCCCUGGCUUCACCAACCUUGAGUAUGGCUUGAUGGCUGAGUGGUUGGGCAAGUCCCGCGUUGCAUCCGAGGCCGUCAAUUGCUCUGCUCCCGACACUGGCAACAUGGAGGUUCUGGCCAAGUACGGUAACGAGGAGCAAAAGGCCAAAUGGCUGAAGCCGCUUAUGGAUGGCAAGAUCCGCUCUGCCUUCCUGAUGACUGAGCCGCAGGUGGCUUCUUCGGACGCCCGGAACAUCGAGAUGAAGAUCACCAAGGACGGCGAUCACUACGUUCUUAACGGCCAGAAGUGGUGGUCAAGCGGCGCCGGUGACCCUCGCUGCAAGGUCUACAUUGUCAUGGGCAAGAGUGACCCCAACAACAAGGAUCCUUACAGGCAACAGUCCGUCAUUAUCGUUCCAUCCGACACCAAGGGCAUCACCAUCGAGCGCAUGCUUUCCGUUUAUGGCUAUGACGAUGCUCCUCACGGUCACGGCCAUAUCACGUUCUACAAUGUUCGCGUGCCAGCAGCCAACCUCGUUCUUGGCGAGGGGCGAGGCUUUGAGAUCAUCCAGGGUCGCCUGGGUCCCGGUCGCAUUCAUCACGCCAUGCGCACGAUCGGUGCCGCCGAGAGGGCCUUGGAGUGGAUGCUCAUGCGCAUCAACGACCCUAAGAAGACGCCCUUUGGAAAGCAGCUGCGGGAACACGGCGUCAUCCUGGAAUGGGUCGCCAAGUCUCGCAUUGAUAUCGACGCUGCGCGCCUUGUCGUGCUCAACGCCGCCAUUAAGAUGGACGAGCAAGGUCCUAAAGCGGCGCUCACGGAAAUCGCCCAGGCCAAGGUCCUUGUUCCACAGACGGCUUUGACUGUCAUCGACCGCGCUGUCCAGAGCUUUGGUGGUGCGGGUGUCAGCCAGGAUACUCCCUUGGCUAAUAUGUGGGCUCAGAUCAGAACUCUAAGACUGGCUGAUGGUCCUGAUGAGGUCCAUCUGCAACAAAUGGGUCGCAACGAGAACAAACGCGGUAAGGCCGUGACGGACAAAAUCAAUGCCCAGAAGGCCAAGGCAGAGGAGUUGAGGAAGAAGUAUGGCGCCAAGCGCACUGAGAUUGGGUCAAACAUCAAGCACUCCAAGCUUUGAGUUGUGCAGUCCUGUUGAUCAAUUGUUACAGCGUUCCAAUAUAAACCUGAGUUAUGUAUCAUCCAUAGACUUUUUGACAACCCUGUGUAUGCUGGAAUAUGAUGGAGUCGUUGCUGGCUCUGUGAUGCAGGUGACCCGUUGAAAACCCAUACAGGGCCUCGGGUCCCAUUGAGGCGAGAUAGAGUAUUACCGUCCAGUGUUUGGUUUCU